CAAAGUUAGAAAAACAUGGUUGGUCCCCAUGUGCGUCUGCAUUUUGCAAGCCGUGCGUCACUUCUGAGGGCACUCGCUUCAGUUUCGAUUGUGGUGUGCAUCACUGUUUACCGACGGGACAACUGACAAGCGUGAAACGUCCCACGAUUAUCGACCUCGCAGAUCAUGUGCGGUACCCUGCGUCGUUCCAGUUCUUCAUGAAAACAGCGCCAUCUCCGUGAACCGCAGUGGAAGAUCGCGAAGAUUCCGGAAUACAACAAUCAGGAACCGCAAACAUGGCUAGGGUGAUUUCAAGGAUUACUGUACCUUUAUCCCGGUGCUGUGCGCCCGCGUGGGGAGUGAGUGCCGCGCGCUUCGGUGGAUGUCUACCGAGCGCUAGAGACAACGUGACCCCUUUAGCUCUCCGAUCGUUUUCCAUUGCAGCAGGUGCUCCGAAAACUGACUAGCGCUGUGAACGAGAAAAACGACGAACAUGCUGCACCCGCCGAAAGUGCCGAAAUGACGGUGGACGAUUUCAAGGAUCUCGUGACGAGCGAAGAAACGAGACGACGGAUUCACUUGAUCCUGCUCGAGUACGUGAGCUGUCGCGACACCGUUGGACGCGUGCCUUCUGUGUUGAGCAUUAGGGACAUGAAGGAACUGCUCAGUAUGGGUUCUCCGGUGCAAAGAACGAAGUACUUCAACUACCUCUUCAAGACCGAGAUGUCGGCGCGUGCUGUGAGGCGACGCAAGGAGAAACUCAGGCUAGAGCGGAUCGCCGCGAAGGAAGAGAAGUUGAAGAGGGCCAUCGAAGAUGGCUCGAUUAACCACAUCCAGUAUGGUAUCGAAAACUCACUUUUUCUUUUCAUCCGGGAUCAGGCGAUGCACCAUUACUACAACUACAGACAGGCCUAUGCCACUAUGUUUGGGCAAACACUGGUGUUUGACCUGGACUACGAGGAGGAAAUGACGCGCCGCGAGGUGACCAACGCCGCCUACCAGUUGCAAGAAGUGUACGCUGUAAACAGGCUCUCUGCAGACCCAUUUAAUCUGGUGUUCUGUGGUCUGAAAGGCAAGCAGUACAGGAAAAAAUUGUACGAGGCCAUGCCCCACUUGGACAAGCCUAAUUGUCUCAUCACGGUCAGUGAUAACAGCUACCUUGACAUGUUCCCAAAGGAAAAGUUGGUUUAUCUGACUCCCGAUGCAAGGCAGCCACUUCGCUACAGUGACGACGCUAUCUACAUCAUAGGUGGGAUGGUUGACCUUGGCACUCAGCAGCCAAUCUCCUUGGCGCGAGCAAAGAGACAAGGAAUCACUUUUGCCAGACUUCCUUUGGAUGAGUACUUGCCUUGGGGUCAGUCAGCGUCCAAGACGCUCGCUCUCAACCACAUCACCCGCAUACUUCUCGACAUGAAGGCCACCAGGAAUUGGAACGAGGCCUUCAAGUCUAUCCCUCGAAGGAAGCUUAAGAGUGCCGAGCAGCUUCAAGCAGAACAACAGUUCCAGGUCACGAAAGAACACAGGAAGCAGAGGGUGAUGAACAAGUUCAACUUGGACAAAGAAGCAAUAUUCAAGCAUUGAAUAAAAAGGUUGUAGAUAAAGAAGGAAAAUAAAUAGGUGCUCAGCAGUUGCUUGCCUUGAUUGCAGCUGAA
Messenger RNA from Rhipicephalus microplus (southern cattle tick), 1631 nucleotides. Its product is annotated as mitochondrial ribonuclease P protein 1 homolog. Gene Ontology annotation, biological process: positive regulation of mitochondrial translation; mitochondrial tRNA 5'-end processing. Lineage: Eukaryota; Metazoa; Arthropoda; Arachnida; Ixodida; Ixodidae. Gene Ontology annotation, molecular function: tRNA binding. The record is from RefSeq and is a predicted model, not a curated record. Gene Ontology annotation, cellular component: nucleus; nucleoplasm; mitochondrion.